GCGGGUGCUCGCGCCCUGUGUCUCACUCGCGCCUACCGGACAUUCCGCGCGAAUUCCAUACGCGCCGUGAUUCGAGCGGUGGAUCGCACGGACGACACAAUCGACGGCUCGUGUGUGUGUUUUUGUGUCCGCCCAGUUGAGUUAACGCACGGACGGACAACAGACAUACAGAAAGACAACACAAUUUUAAGAAGGUUGAGUGUCUAAUGAUAACAAAGGAGCAAUUUGAAAACAAUAAAUGUGUUAAGUUUGGUAGAAAAAAUAAUGCAAACCUAUUUCAAAUGGUAAAAUCAUUAAAAAGAACUAUAACUCUCCUUCGAAAAGGCAAGAGAUGCCGAACUGAUUCUCCCAGUGUGUAAUAAUAAUAAUUAUGUCACAGUGUAUAAAUAUAGUUACGAUGCAUACUAUAGUUGUAAAAGAUAGCCAACGAGAUAGUGGACCAGAUAUAACAACACGCAUUAAAGUUAUAGUGAUUACAGCAGAGGACCAAUCAUUCAGACAAUCCAAGAAUGCCACCUGAUAUUCCAACAAUAAAACUCAACAAUGGAAUAUCAAUUCCAGCACUUGGUCUUGGAACAUACAAGUUAAAACACAUGACAGAAGAGAUAGUUGGGGCAGCGAUAGACGCUGGUUACCGACUGAUUGACACCAGUCCAGUAUACAACGACAACGAGGUAGCAGUGGGAAGAGCUGUGAGGGACAGAAUAAGAAAGAAGGUCAUCAAGAGAGAGGAUUUAAUCGUUGUUUCCAAGUUAUGGAACUCUCAUCACUCCGAGGGAGAAGUGUUAAAGGCUUGUGAGAAAUCUUUACGUUACUUGUCGAUCAACUACAUCGACCUGUAUCUCAUUAACUGGCCAUUUGGCGUAAAGACUAAAACAAAAGAUAAUUUCAAACAUCAAGAAUUCAAUGAGUUUGACACGACAACACUAGAAGAUGUCUGGAGGCAAAUGGAGACCUGUGUCAGCAGAGGCCUUGUCAGGAGUAUCGGAGUGUCCAACUUCAACAGCAAUCAACUCCAGAGGAUCCUGGAUAUUGCAAAUAUCAAGCCAGUAGUCAACCAGAUAGAGUGUUCAGUAAGGCUGCCGCAGACACAGCUGAUCCAGUUCUGCAAGGAGCGAGACGUUGCAGUGAUGGGCUACAGACCGCUGGGGGCUCCUGGUAGGGCUAUAGAACUCACACCUGAGGAGAGAAGGCAAGUCGUAUUGGAAAACCAUCGCUUGACUUCUAUUGGUGAAAGAUACAAUAAGACUGUGGCCCAAGUAUGCCUCCGGUACACCGUACAGCUUGGUGUAAUCCCUAUAGUAAAAACUGCAGAAGAAGAAAGGCUUCAAGAAAAUAUGAACGUUUUUAACUUCAAUUUAGAUAUACAAGACAUAGAAUACAUCCAAACUCUCCACAAUGACUUUCGUACUAUGACUUAUAACUCAGCCAGAAAGCACCCCGAGUACCCUUUUAAUACACAGUUUUAGGAAAAAAAAACUAUGAUAUGGAAUUCUCUAUAACGCGGCAGCUGCUAAGGUUGGACAUGUUCUAUGAACUCUGCCAUUUUUCCUAAAAAAUGAAUUAAAGAAUUUGUAUCAAAGUUUGUGUGAAAAAUGAAAUAAAGUGUAACAAAGUUGGAAAAUUUUUGACAGAGGCCUAUGGUGAGUCUGCUACAUGUAAAUCAAGGGUUUCCGAAUGGUGUAAGCAUUUCAAAGAUGGCCGUGGAGACAUUGAAGAUGACGACCACUCUGUACGCCCCAGCACAUUAACAACCAAUUAAAAUGUGAAAAAAAUAAAAAUGUGUAUGAACAAUUGCCACAUUACAAUCAGAGAAGUCACUAAUGAUGUUGGCAUGGCUUCU
This is a messenger RNA of Homalodisca vitripennis (glassy-winged sharpshooter), 1843 nucleotides long. RefSeq names its product aldo-keto reductase family 1 member B1-like. Gene Ontology annotation, cellular component: cytosol. Lineage: Eukaryota; Metazoa; Arthropoda; Insecta; Hemiptera; Cicadellidae. Bases 510 to 1469 code for a protein of 319 amino acids. Gene Ontology annotation, molecular function: aldose reductase (NADPH) activity. The transcript has 9 exons. The record is from RefSeq and is a predicted model, not a curated record.